ACGAGGAGGAGGAGAAAGAGGAGGAGGAGGACACAAACCGUCGACAUCACAAACGAUUGAUUCAAAGAAUCAAUGUGAAGAAUCGGUGAAGUCUCGGGAGGCGAAGUGCUGCCGCCAUCUUUGAGCUGCACGGAGAACUACCGGGCAAAGCAUCGGCGACAUACACGUGUUCCUCACUGAGCCGGGAGCGGUUACGUCAUAGUCGUGGCCGGAAGGCAACUCUGAUCAUCAGCUACAAUAUCUACGAAGCGUCUCGGAGAUGAAGAGAACCCGCCGCUAACGGUUUAGCUUCAUCCUCCUGCUCGCCGCUGGGCUUAUCUUCUGCCACCGAUGCAGCAUGAAAGCAUGGUGGGAUUUGCGGGUAGACUAGAGCACACGCGAUGGCUCCCCGACCGCUGACUAUCUGGAGCCCAACCUCGGCCCAAUGCGCCCAGUAGCCCCGGCAAACCAGUCUGGACUGGAAUGUCUGCUGAUGGGAGCAUCGGUCAUACUUCAGCGCUUGUUCCUGAAAACUUGAAUAUUCCCCUUUCGCUGGUCACAUCAGUCGGAGAAGGUCAGCUCCGUCCCGAGAGUUCCCCAGAGUGUGUUUGUGUUGCAUAACCAUCGAGGUUGAUGGAGCGUGAGAAUCGUAUCCUCCGGUGUCUCGUAGACGUUUGUUUUUUUUCAGGGCAGCUGAGAAUGCUGGAGUUGUGUGACCCAGAGUAGAGACAUUACAUGGUUUACUCUAUAGGAGUGUGAUGAGAGCUGCAGGCUUCCUCCUCCAACAUCUCCCUAAGUCUGUUCUUUAACUUGUUCUGGUCGAUGCUCAUUAGCAAACGCCCUAAAGGGCUCGAGACGCGUGGGAUGCUACUACUCGCUCAGCGUUAGUCCUACUUCAUGACUUCAUGACUGCGUGAACUGUCACUUUAACUAAUUUGCAGAAUGCUUAAUUAAAGGUUGAAUGUCUGAUGACACCAGACCUGUGAAAGUGGACAACGAGCCUGACGACCGACUGCGGUCUUCUCGCUCCGAAAGAGGAACUCCAGAGAACCGUGACAUUUGGGACUCAACAGUGCGUCUCGGUUCUCAGGUGGCGAUCAAGUCGAUCCGCAAAGAGCGCAUCACGGACGACCUGGACAGGGUUCACAUCCAGAGAGAGAUCGAGAUCACGGCCUCGCUGAAGCACCCCAACAUCGUACGCUUCCACGAGGUGUUCGAGAGCCGGGACAAGAUCGUGAUCGUGAUGGAGUACGCCAGCAGGGGGGAGCUGUACGACUACGUCCAGGAGAGGAGGCGACUGCCGGAGUCCGAAGCCAGAAGUAUCUUCAGGCAAAUCGUAUCCGCCGUCCACUACUGCCACAAGAACGGUGUUGUGCAUCGAGACCUCAAGCUGGAGAACAUCCUCUUGGAUCAAGACUUCAACGUGAAGCUGGCUGACUUUGGCCUUUCCAAUCACUUCCAGAGGGGCAGUCUGCUGCAGACGUACUGUGGAAGUCCGCUCUAUGCUUCCCCAGAGAUAGUGAAAGGACUGCCCUACCAGGGGCCCGAGGUGGACUGCUGGGCCCUGGGGGUGCUGCUCUACGCCCUGGUGUACAGCAGCAUGCCGUUCGAUGGCGCCGGCCACGCCGCGCUCACGGAGCACAUCAGCCAAGGCCGCUACCGCAGACCCGACCCCCCCUCAGACGCCUGCGCUCUCAUCGACUGGCUGUUGGCGGUGCGCGUGGACGAAAGGGCCACUGUCGAGGACGUGGCCAACCACUGGUGGGUGAACUGGGGCUUUGAAGAGAGUGUGUGCGACUGCCCUUCGUCUCCACACCAAGAGUGCCCCUCCCCCCUGCUGGCUCGCUACAUCGACUGGCAGAGUCGGGUUGCGGCGACCAGCAACAUGGCCGUCGACCCGGCAUGCCCGUCCUCAGACGCCUCCUGCCUGCCCCAGCCCUUUUGCUUCAGCUUACCUCUGCAGAGUGAUCGUGGAGGAGGAGGAGGAGGAGGAAGGGUACGAGGGGGAAUGUCAAGCCUGAGGAAGUCACGCAAGGAGAACACAAUUCCCCAGACUUCACUGGGAGCUUGUGGCGGCGUUUGUGCUGCAGCUGCCUCCUCCGGUGGGAUUUCCUCCGCUUCCACCAGUGAGAGAAAGAAACCCAAAAGUAUCCUGAAACCCCAGAGGAGCUUUGACUCCGUCUUUCCCAGCGCUGCUAAAGAAAACCCCUCCUCCCAACCCGGUCCCGCGGCUCCCCAAACUUACCGAACGCAUCAUGCCGAUGUGCUGUCCACCGGCCCGCCACCUCCCUCUACCUUCAGUCAACCCUCGUCCAAAAUGCCCAAGAAGGGGAUACUGAAGAACCAGUGUGGAGGGGGGUCGGGUCGCGGCUCAACCUCCGACGGGGGGACCUCUGAGGUAAAAGCCGGGGGGGGUGCAGGAGAUCUGUGCUCCCGCAAACAGCCCCCGUGUCUCCCAGCGGCAGGAGACAGCGGCGCCACGCAAGCCGAGGCGGCGAGAAGAAGGAAGGGGAUCCUGAAGCGCAACGGCAAGUUCUCUCGUAGUCUCGAUCUCCCCGACGAGCUCCGCUCGGCCCCCGCGACGUUCCCCGAGGCCCUGCAGCAGCUCCUCCGGGGCGCCAGGGGGCGCCGCAGCCGUCCCUCCAGCGUGGUGAGCGAGGACAGCCUCUUCUCCUCCGAUUCCUUCGACCUCCUGGACCUCAGCGCCCAAUCGCGUCGCAGGUUUUUCUCCCGCGGGAGGCGGCACAGCGCCUGCAGCUCCGAGGAAGACCUGGACCGGCCGAGGGCCGAGGAGGACGGAGACGGCGGAGGACCGAAAGACAUGCUCACAUGAGACCGAGGACAUGUGACGAGUUGGGGGUUGAACGCCGGCUCUUCGCUUCACCUUUCAAUGAACUGGAGAACAAGGACUCUGUCGAUGUAGGGCGCCGUGUUCUUGGCGUAUUUGCGUCUGUAUUGAACGAUGAAUGAGCCUUGAACAUCUGCUGCCCCCAAUGGAGAGAAAAGGCUCUCCAGUCCAGUUCAAGUGACGUUACUGUAGAAAAUAAAAGGAGGAGCUUGUUGCUGGUGAGUGUUUUAUUUACUGUGAGCUCAUCGAUACAAAGUCUUGUAAAGUGUUCACGCCAAACGCGACGAGGUUCCAUACAAAGCGAAUGCAAAAACGGGAAAUAUAUACGCGAGGAAACACGAAAUUCACGGCCAGAAUUUGCCUCAUUUCGAAGUUCAAAUAUAUAAUAAAAAGCAAAGAAUCAACGCUUUUUGCUGUGAAACGCUGGGUUGAAGUAUGAUGACCCAGCGCCAUGUUGGAUGUGUACAUCCAUGUAUCAGAUGUCACCAAAAAAAAACACCAACAAUAAAUAUGAAGUGUGUUUCCGUCCACCUGCUUUUUAUGUAAAUAUUUAAAAUUACAACAAAGAAUAUAGUUUUUUUGUUUAGUUUUUUUUUACCUUUGUCCGAGGAGGUUUGAGGUUUGACCGGCGCUCUUUUUUUAAAAACGAAGGGCUAGUGGACGGAAAAGAACUUGAACACAUGAACUCGCUUUUUGUUUGCACACUUUUCUGGUUAAAAGUGGUUAAAAUGUGCGCUUCACUUGGAUGGAAACGGGAGGCUCUUUUGAGAGGAUGAAUUCUGCAAAACGGAAACUGUUUUUCAUUUUAUUUAAAGCCCUUCAUAAGAAACAUUCUUUACACAAGUUUAUUUAUUUGCGGUGUUUGUCAACAAUGAUAACGUCUCCUAUAAAGACACAUUUUAUAUUAACACAACUGUGUUUUACUACGUUUCCACACCACUCGGUUUUUAUUGCCGACAGACACACAAAUAAAUGCUUACGGGGACAUUAUUGUGUGUUGCAAACCAUCCAUCAAAUGUUUUAAAUACACUGUCUUUAAAAGCUAAAUAGGGGGAGUUAGUAUUAAUUAUUAUAUAUUUAUAUAAUACUAUGUAAUUUGCUCCUUUGCCCCGAAUAGAUCGCAUUGCUUUUUAUUGAGACACCACCAGUUAAUUCAAAUGAGGGCAGUAGAUUUGUGGAAUCUGUCAUUUCUGGUUAUUGUGAGAAAAGAAGUUUGUUUUGUUUUAUUUGUUUUAUUUUCUUUUGUUUGUUUCAUACUUUAUUUUUG
Cyclopterus lumpus (lumpfish) is the source of this 4094-nucleotide messenger RNA. Its product is annotated as NUAK family SNF1-like kinase 1. The transcript has 7 exons. NCBI's taxonomy places the organism in Eukaryota, Metazoa, Chordata, Actinopteri, Perciformes, Cyclopteridae. Gene Ontology annotation, molecular function: ATP binding; tau-protein kinase activity; protein serine/threonine kinase activity. Gene Ontology annotation, cellular component: cytoplasm. Gene Ontology annotation, biological process: intracellular signal transduction; microtubule cytoskeleton organization; protein phosphorylation. The record is from RefSeq and is a predicted model, not a curated record. Bases 941 to 2812 code for a protein of 623 amino acids.